Messenger RNA from Prosopis cineraria, 1322 nucleotides. RefSeq names its product protein BIG GRAIN 1-like C. The coding region runs from base 253 to 1242 and encodes 329 amino acids. NCBI's taxonomy places the organism in Eukaryota, Viridiplantae, Streptophyta, Magnoliopsida, Fabales, Fabaceae. The record is from RefSeq and is a predicted model, not a curated record. The transcript has a single exon. Gene Ontology annotation, biological process: auxin-activated signaling pathway.
CAACACCUCAACGUGACCUCUGUAACACACCACCUUCUAAAUCUCACCCGCUUUCUCUGUUUCUCACAUGACCCGUUUGCCUUCUGUUUAUUAUUAUUUAUUAAUUUCCAUCGCAGCUUUUGACAUUCUUUGUCUCAACAUUACAGCUCUUUCCCUCUCUUAAACUAAUCGUCUCUGUCCUCUUCUCUUCCUUCGUCUUUAUAAGUUCUGUCUUCUUCUGCUUCUUCUUUGUUGAACUGUGCUCUGAAAAACAUGUACAAGGAGGAAUCUUUCCCUCAGAGAAGAAGAACUCCGUCUUUCUCCUCCAGCCUUCUUGACGCCAUUUAUCGCUCCAUUGACGAACCAAAAUUCGGUCUUGGUGAAGAUCUUGAAUUGGGCGUCUCGAGACAAAGCAAUUUCAAGCAGAGUGUUUACAUGGAAAAGGCAGGGAAAGUGAGGAUGAAUCUUCGUCGAGCCGUUAUGAUGGAGGAUUGGAUGGAGAAACAAGGCUCUCUGUUGUUCAAGUCUUCUUCAAGCUCAUCGGAAUGUAGCUCUCGUGGUGCUGCAUUUUCGUUCUCAGAUACAGAGGCCAGCUUCAGAAAACUGAGGCCAAAGCUCAGAUCCGAGGGGAUCACCCAGAAAAAUGAGAAGCCUAAGAAAGCGAAGCAGCCAAUUUCACCGGGGAGUCGAAUAGCUAGCUUCCUGGGUUCCAUCUUCAAUUCUGGGAAUGUGAAGAAGGCCAAGAUGUGCUAUGUCGGGGCUGUAGAAGAUGUCGGCCUCGAAAGAAAAUCGAAAUCUCCGUCUUUAUCCACUUCCUCUGCUUCUUCAUUCUCUUGCAUGAGAAAAACUCCAAAAGGCAAGAAGUCCGGCAAUGGAAGUGCCAAGCGAUGCGUGAGAUUUUACCCAGUUAGCGUAAUCCUAGGAGAGAACGAAAACUCUCAGCCGUGCCAGAAUAAUCCAAACAGUGUCCGGAAAUUCCCGAGAAAUCCUUCCAUGAAGAAGUUGAAGAGCUGCUCUGUAAUGGCUAAAGAAAACAGAGUAGACACAAAACAAGCAUGUGGUGAAUUACAUUUCAGAGGGCUGUAUGGUCGUAACAAUGAACAUGAGGUUGAUGAAGACGACGAUGCUUUGAGCUGUUCGAGUUCAGAUUUGUUCGAGCUGGAUCAUCUUGUUGGAACUGCAAGGUACCGAGAAGAGCUUCCGGUUUAUGAAACUACGGAUUUAGAAACUAAUAAAGCCAUUGCCAAUGGUCUUCGUUUGUAGUCUUGUAACCUUCAAAGACAAUGUCAUUCUAUUUCAUUCCUCACUUUGUGGAAUUAUUUCAUUCAAUUAUUUUUGUUUUU